Molecule: messenger RNA, 915 nt
Organism: Macrosiphum euphorbiae (potato aphid)
Lineage: Eukaryota; Metazoa; Arthropoda; Insecta; Hemiptera; Aphididae
Source: the annotation of a GenBank genome assembly
AUGAUUCGUUUUCUCCAAGUAAAUAUUGGCGUCGGUAGGGCAGCUCAGGACCUGAUGGUCCAUACCGCAAGGGAACAUUGUGCUGACGUUGUAUUGGUUAGUGAACAGUACCGUAAUUUAGGCGAGGAUGUAGGAUGGUACAGCGAUGUGUCAGGAAGAGCUGCGAUUUUUUUAGCCAAGGACAUAGCGAUAGACGAAAUCGGACCAGCUGAUACUGGUUUCCGGUGGAUCAAAAUAAAAGGUAUACGCUUCUACAGCGUAUAUUGCUCACCUAACAUUUCUUUGGACGAAUACAAUGAGUUUCUUAGUACAUUGGAAGACAGCGUGCGUGGAGCAGAUGGACCAGUACUUGUAGGUGGGGACUUCAACGCCAAGCGGCCAGAAUGGGGAUCGCAAAUAUCGGAUAUAAGAGGGGACACUUUGGCAGAUCUAUCGUUUUCUCUAGACCUGCAAGUUUGCAAUGUCGGUGACCACCCAACAUUUACAAGAGGAGGGUCGGAAUCUUUCAUUGACAUAACAUUUGUAUCCCGGUCGCUUUGGAGUAAGGUGAAUAACUGGCGAGUGCUUGAAGAGGAAUCGAUGAGCCUACACUGGUACAUUAUAUUUGAAAUCUCGCUUAAUACCUCUCUUCCAGUCCAACCAACCCCUAAGGGAUGGAACUGGCGGAAACUAGACCGAGAAAGGUUGCUUAUGUUCCUAGAAACAAGAACGGUAUCAGAUUUUGGAGAUACCAACUCUACAGAAGUGCUACCAAAUGCCUUAGAUGCAUACCUUGCGGCUGCGUGUAACCACUCAAUGCCCAAUAAGUCAUACCAUGGCCGAAAAAAUCCUGGGAUUCAAGGAACAUAUCCAAAUGGCACGCAACAAAGCCUUGAGGACAACGGUCGCUCUUUCCCGCUUGAUGCCCAAUGUUAA